AUGUGUGCUGUAGAGGAUCUCACAUGGACCCCCGCCACUGUCACGGUCCCCUUCACCCCCAGUAUGGCAGGCUCACUGAGUUUGCGCGUGCCAACGCCCAACUUCAACUUUAUAUUCAGGGCGGCGACAGUUUGCCAUAUCAGAGGGAAGCACUACGACACCGAACACUACAGUGGGAAGCACUAUGGCACCGAACACUACAGAGGGAAGCACUAUGGCACCGAACAUUACAGAGGGGAGCACAAUGGCAUCGGACACUACAGAGGGAAGCACUAUGGCACCGAACACUACAGAGGGAAGCACUACGGAACCGACCGCUACAGAGGGAAGCACUAUGGCACCGAACACUACAGAGGGAAGCACAAUGGCAUCGGACACUACAGAGGGAAGCACUAUGGCACCAAACACUACAGUGGGAAGCACUAUGGCACCGAACACUGCAGAGGGAAGCACUAUGGCACCGAACACUACAGAGGGAAGCACAAUGGCAUCGGACACUACAGAGGGAAGCACAAUGGCGCCGACCGCUACAGAGGGAAGCACUAUGGCACCGAACACUACAGAGGGAAGCACAAUGGCGCCGACCGCUACAGAGGGAAGCACUAUGGCACCGAACACUACAGAGGGAAGCACUAUGGCGCCGACCGCUACAGAGGGAAGCACAAUGGCACCGAGCACUACAGUGGGAAGCACUAUGGCACCGAACACUACAGAGGAAAGCACAAUGGCAUCGAACACUACAGAGGGAAGCACUAUGGCACCGACCACUACAAGGGGAAGAACUAUGAGAUCGACCGCUGUAGGGGGAAGCACUGCAGCACAGACCACUGUAGGGUCAACUACGGCAACUACAAAACCUACAACUACCGAAACUACGAGACCGACAACUACGGUCACUACAGGACAAACAACAACGUUUACUGCAGGGCAAAUAACUACGGUAACUACAGGACAAAUAACCACGGCAACUACAGACCCUACAACUAUAGUAGCUACAGGGCCGAUAACUAG
Messenger RNA from Branchiostoma floridae (Florida lancelet), 1011 nucleotides. RefSeq names its product histidine-rich glycoprotein-like. Bases 1 to 1011 code for a protein of 336 amino acids. The record is from RefSeq and is a predicted model, not a curated record. Lineage: Eukaryota; Metazoa; Chordata; Leptocardii; Amphioxiformes; Branchiostomatidae. The transcript has 3 exons.